UCCCAGGCCCCAGGGGACUAUCAGGUUCUGUUGGGGAAUGCUCAGCUGUACCAGAAAACACAGCACACUCAGAAGAUGUCUGUGAACCGUAUCAUCAAACACCCAGACUUUGAGAAGUUUCAUUCCUUUGGGAGUGACAUUGCAAUGCUGCAGCUGUGUCUGCCUGUGAACUUCACAUCCUACGUUGUACCUGCCUGCCUCCCACCUAAAGACACACAGCUCCUCAACCACACUUCCUGUUGGAUAACUGGAUGGGGGAUGCUUUCUGAAGACACAAAGCUGUUACCACCCUUCUUACUGCAGGAAGGUGAAGUGGGCAUUAUUGAGAACGAGCUCUGUAAUGCCUUAUAUGGGCAAAGACCAGGCCAAAGCAGGGGCUAUGUGCAUGAGGAAAUGCUGUGUGCAGGGGGCCUCUCCACAGGAAAGUCCAUCUGUCGGGGUGAUUCUGGGGGGCCCCUCAUCUGCUACCAAACCAGUGCAUGGGUCCUGGUAGGACUGGCCAGCUGGGGCCUGGACUGCCGGCGUCCCAUUUACCCCAGAGUCUUCACCAGGGUCACCUACUUCACUGACUGGAUCGGCCAAGUCAAGGGACUCACUCCACUUCCAGAAUCUGAAUCUGUGUCUCCUCACACAGAACUUCAACCCAGGCCUCUGAGAGCUGCUGGCUCUCCACAUCCCUUCAGCAUCCUCAUAGCUGCACAAAUUUGGUUCCUGCUACUAUUUAUACCUGAGGCUCAAGACCAGGCCCCAGGGUGAGCACCAGGCCUUUGGGCAUUCUUUGCUCAGGCUUCUCUAAGCUAUAGUCUCCACUCGUUAGUUUACCAUCUGCACCUUUUCCUCAGCAUAUCUGCCCAUUCACUGCCACUACCCAAACAAGCCUAGGAAAGCUAAGCAAUAAAGCUUCAUCCUCCUUCA
This is a messenger RNA of Onychomys torridus (southern grasshopper mouse), 915 nucleotides long. Its product is annotated as putative serine protease 47. The transcript is spliced from 3 exons. NCBI's taxonomy places the organism in Eukaryota, Metazoa, Chordata, Mammalia, Rodentia, Cricetidae. The record is from RefSeq and is a predicted model, not a curated record. The coding region runs from base 76 to 756 and encodes 226 amino acids. Gene Ontology annotation, molecular function: serine-type endopeptidase activity. Gene Ontology annotation, biological process: proteolysis.